AUGGCCCAUUCGUCUUCAUCAGAGUCCUCGCGCUCUGGAUCCGAUGGUGAUCUUGAGCCAUCCGAUCCUUGUACGCAUGUACUUCCUGGUCCAUAUAGGUGGGAGGUACUCCGUAAGAGGACACAGCGCAGUCACGUUUCACAAGUUGUGUGGAACGAGGAUACGGUUAGGGGGUUAAAGACGAGGCGAGGGAAACUUCAGAGGGGACCCCAUCACGAUGAUAUACCAGACGUUGUCGCUGACUAUUUGACACAGGCUGGGUUCAUACACGUGGCACGUAUGAGUCAUGUUCAGAUCGAUACCCCCUUGAUCUCUGCUUUGGUUGAGCGUUGGAGACCGGAGACACUUACAUUUCACAUGACGCAGGGAGAGAUAACUGUUACAUUACAUGACGCCGGUCUGAAAUUAGACAUAUAUUAUGCGCUUGAGUGA
This is a messenger RNA of Gastrolobium bilobum, 432 nucleotides long. Its product is annotated as protein MAIN-LIKE 2-like. The record is from RefSeq and is a predicted model, not a curated record. The transcript is spliced from 2 exons. Bases 1 to 432 code for a protein of 143 amino acids. Lineage: Eukaryota; Viridiplantae; Streptophyta; Magnoliopsida; Fabales; Fabaceae.